GGAAUGUACCAAGUGGAGGUUGCUGUGCUGCACCCAGAGCGGCUGUGUAUUCUGGGCCUGGGGUGGUUCAUUGCUUACCGAGAUGGCCGGGCAGGAGGAUCAGACUGUAAAGUACUACACCUUGGAAGAGAUUCAGAAGCACAAAAAUAGCAAAAGCACUUGGGUGAUCUUACACUACAAAGUGUACGAUUUGACCAGCUUUCUGGAUGAGCAUCCCGGUGGGGAAGAAGUCUUAAGAGAACAAGCUGGGGGUGAUGCUACAGAGAAUUUUGAAGAUGUCGGGCAUUCUUCUGAUGCAAGAGAACUGUCUAAAACAUUUAUCAUUGGGGAGGUCCACCCUGAUGACAGACCAAAGUUAGCCAAGCCUUCGGAUAGUCUUAUUACUACUACUGAGUCUAAUUCCAGUUAUUGGACCAACUGGGUAAUCCCAGCCAUCUCGGCUUUGGCUGUUGCCAUGAUGUAUCGCUUCUACGUAGCAGAAGAUUGAAGACCUCAGAAGACAAGGAAAGCAAAGACUGCCUUGGAAGAGGGAGAGUAGAA
Messenger RNA from Fukomys damarensis (Damara mole-rat), 540 nucleotides. RefSeq names its product cytochrome b5. Gene Ontology annotation, molecular function: heme binding. Gene Ontology annotation, cellular component: mitochondrial outer membrane; intracellular membrane-bounded organelle. Lineage: Eukaryota; Metazoa; Chordata; Mammalia; Rodentia; Bathyergidae. The record is from RefSeq and is a predicted model, not a curated record. Bases 83 to 487 code for a protein of 134 amino acids. The transcript is spliced from 5 exons.